Entamoeba invadens IP1 is the source of this 1041-nucleotide messenger RNA. RefSeq lists its product as hypothetical. The record is from RefSeq and is a predicted model, not a curated record. Gene Ontology annotation, molecular function: transferase activity, transferring phosphorus-containing groups. The transcript is spliced from 2 exons. Bases 1 to 1041 code for a protein of 346 amino acids. NCBI's taxonomy places the organism in Eukaryota, Evosea, Mastigamoebida, Endamoebidae.
AUGUUGGAACGAGAACACGACCAAAAUAUAGAAAGAGAGUCUGUUGUAUUUAAGCGAAGUCAAAACUCGGAACACACAAAUACGCCCUUUGAACGAGUUUGUGGUGGAUCUGUCGAUGCUGUAUUUCUUUGGGUGAAUGGCACCUCUCAACGUCAUUUAGACUUAAUGAAACAAUAUGGCCGCACCAAAGUCGGGGGCUUAUAUAAAGACUAUGGGACUCUUCGUUUUGGCUUCCGUUCUAUAGUAGCGUAUGCUCCAUGGAUCAAGAGAAUUUUCUUAGUAACUGACGGCGAAGUUCCUGAUUACAUAGAUGAGGAGAAAGGGAAGACUACAGUCCCACAAUUGAUAAUAGUCCCACACUCGACAAUUAUUGAGAAGGAAGUGCUUCCCACAUUUAACUCCAACACCAUCGAAAGUUAUUUGCACAAGAUUCCAACCAUCUCGAAGUGUAUAUUGUACUUGAACGAUGAUAUGAUGCUUGGAAGACCAGUCAAACCAGAAUUUUGGCUUGGAAACGAUGGAAGACUGAACGUCUACCACAACGGAUUUGUCGCGCCAAAUAAGGAAGGAGAGAAAACAUCAAUUUGGCAUCGGUCGGUGAGUACAUCAAACAAAUUGGUCAGCGACAAAUACGGAAAUGGAAAUACUCUUCAACACCCAUACCCAUCACAUCACUGCUAUUUCAUGUUGACGGACACGUUGAACUUCAUGGAAAAUACUUGGAAAGAUAACUACACAGCAGCAAGACAAAACAAAUUCAGAAAGGCUAACGACAUCGUCAUCAGCUUCUUGCACGCUGCAGUAACUGUUGAGGAAAAUAAAGGGGAAUACGUCAAACAAAGAAGAAACUUCUACUUCAACUGGUGGACCGGAAACCACACCCAAAACUCGUACACAAUGAACCACAUCGCAAAGAAAGAAAAUUACUGCGUCUGCUUGAACGACGAUAUCGCUGACGCAACUAACGCCGACCGGGAAAUCGAAUUUCUUUAUAAAGAAUACUCAAAAGUCCUUCCAGACCCAUGCCCUUUUGAAAAGUAA